Molecule: messenger RNA, 3045 nt
Organism: Symbiodinium sp. CCMP2456
Lineage: Eukaryota; Dinophyceae; Suessiales; Symbiodiniaceae
Source: the annotation of a GenBank genome assembly
AUGGCGGCGGCUGUCCGUCCGAGCCUCCAGGAGCUCGCCAGGACGUGGAGCUCGGCUCGGACCUUUGCAGUGCGUGCUGAAGGGAGCAGGAGCAGAGCUUCGGAGACGCUCCGCCCAGUGGCGCGACUGAAGGAGGCCUUGCCGCGUCAGCUGGCCUUAAACAUGGGUCACCCGUGGAUCUAUGACGAUGAAGUGAGCAACAUCGGUGACUUGAACGGCAUCGAUGCUGGCACAUUGGUGGACAUCAUUAGCUCAGAUGGGGCCACGGAGUUGGGAGUGGGAGUCCUCAACAGGCAGGCCUCAAUCGUGCUGCGUCGGAUGGAAGGCCUAUCCCCCGGCAUGGAGGUGACGCAGGAGCUGCUCCAAGUUCGCUUGCGCAAGGCUUUUGCAGCACGUGAUCAACUUGGCGGAGGGAGCUUCUGCCGUGCUGUGCAUGGGGAACAAGACGGGCUUCCAGGUGUCAUUGUCGACCGCUUUGGCAAGUCAGCUGUUGUGAUCUUCGAGUCGGUGGGAUCUGCAAAGCUGGAGCUGGUGGUUCAGGAGGAGCUCACCCGAUGGAUUGGAAAGCUUCAACAGUUGACGGUUCAUCGCAUGACUGCGAAGAAGGAGAAGUGGGCUCAGGAAGGUUCGGAGUUUACCACCAGCAUCACACGAGGCGACAGCUCAAAAGUGCGGGUAGAAGAAGGCGAAGGCAGCAGCCAGCUGUAUUUCGACAUUGAUGUUUUACAGGGAGUUUUGGUGGGCCACUGGAACUAUGGACUGGAAAAGAUGAGGAGAGAACUGACGGCAUGCUUCGGCCAAGGUACUGUUCUGGAUGCUUGGGCGCAAGCAGGACAGUGGGGUAUCAGGUGUGCAAAGGCUGGUGCAGAAGAGGUGGUGCUUCUAGAAGACACCCUCGGACUUGCCAAGCUUUGCCGGGAGAAUGCGAUCCUCAACAGUGUGGAAGAACAGUGCACGAUCCUUCAUCGUGGAGACGUGACAAGUGAACUUCGAAAUAUGGCGACAAGCGGAAUACGAUUCAAUUGCGUUUCCCUCAAUAUCCGAGUACGUUUCGAGCGCUACUUCAAGCACCAACGGGGCCAAUUUGGCAAGUGGUACAAGCCAAGCCUCAAAGGAUACGAGAGGGCAAUUACUCUGGGAGCCAUGGUGACAUCGCGAAGUGGAUAUUUGGUCGUGACAUUCCUUCUGCCAUUGACAACCGAGUACUGGGCGCUUUGUUUGGUGCAAGGUGCAUUGGAAAGGGCGUCUCGAAUUGGGAGCAUCAUUUACUUCUCCACCGGCAUCAACGAGCCCGCUUUGCUGGGCACCAUGAAUGCCACUCGAAGACUCCGCUACUGGAGCGCCACUCUUGUUCAGCAGGUGGGCAAUCGACGACGCACAUUGACCAGAAGUGCUUGGAGAGAGCGCAUUUCGGAGCAAAAAGCUGAAAACAAGCUCGCGCAAGAGAAGUUCGUGAGGCAAACUUGGUUCUGCCAGAUGGUUGACAGCAUUACCCCAAUGGUGUUUGAGCGAGCGACCUCCGUGGGCGGUGAUAUUUCUCCUGCUGGCCUCUGGCGGGCUUACAGCUGCUACGACUGCUUUGUGGGCAAAGGUCAGUCAGUCGCAAUCUUUGGAAGAGCUUCAAGAAGAACUUCAGAAUUUCUGCUGGAUGAUUUCGGGAUGUUCCGUCAGCUUGCCACAGCUGCAGGCCGCCCGGAAUCAAGGCGGGCGAAGUCCAUCGCCUGUUUGCAGCUUCGCUCCUUCGUGCUGGCGAGCGACCUGCAAGACUGUUGGCAGUUAGAACGUCUCUAUGGAUCCACAUUUCUGCUGCAGUUGAUUCUUGGGUCAACCGUUUUCAGCAACGCCGGCCGCUUAGACCUCGAAUCAGCUUGCUGGGUGUGCGAACGACGCGGUCGGGCGAAAGAGACGCAGACAGAUGUUGUCGAUCGCUAUCGGGGAAGGAUCCAUCUCCUCGAGCUCUGCUGCAGUUGUGACACUCGGAACCUUUUGUGCCCUGCGACACGGCCGGUGGGCUGCGUGGCGAGGUGUUCCGGUCCCCAUCUCUUGGCUGAUGGCACCUGUUCUGGUGUGGUGCCGAAUGGGAACACACACGGGGAGCGGGAACGCUUGUGGAUGACCGCAUGCUCGGGACAGCCGCGACCGCCACAGCCACAGAAGUCGGAGAUCGCGGUCGCGUCCGAGGCGCGCUGCCUCGAGCUCCCGAAGUCCACGCCGACGCACUGCAAGCAGGAGCAAAGACAAGCGACGGGCGCAGGCCCAGGUCCCUGGUACCGCAUCGAGCUUCUGUGCUUUCAGGAGUAUCGCAUCCCUCCACCGAAGACCCGCAUGGAUGCAGCGAAUGCGCCACCUUCCAUAACGGAGGCCCAAAAGGCAGCCUCCAUCGAACGCGGGGGCUACCUCUACGCUACAAUCGAUUUCACACCGGCAGUGCAGAACGCACCCUGGUCUACAGAGGCACCCGUGCAGUACGACUAUCAGACAAAGUCCGACAUCUCGGUGACUCGCUCCAAAACCUUGCCGCGAGGGUGGGAGCUGGUGAAAGGCCCACCUCCGGAUGACAUCAAGGAGCUCAUAAAGAUCCAUCCAUGGGGCACUCACCUUUUGGUCACCGAGGGUGGAAAUGCCUACUGGACCCACGCUGGCGACAAUCCGGGCGCAAUGGAAGCCAUCUGGGAUUACGACAAAUACCCUGGCAGGUAUCAGCUCAAGCCCAGGUCCUGCUUUGUUGCCGACCUCUCGCUUGCACGAGCUUACCUUCAUGACCUUGCUAUCUACAGGGCCGAAGCAAAAGAAGCCAAGGAAGUUGCUCAAGGCUCAGGAAUCCAGCAGUCCAUUGCGCUGGCCGCGUGCCUCGCGGUGGAGGAUGCAGCUCGGAGUCAUUUCCGGCCACCGGCCCAAGACAUCGUGUCCUGGCGGAUUGAUCUCGAGAUCACUGCCGAAGAGGAUCCCCCUGCACCUCCAGAGGCAACUGUCUUGGCAGACGCUGUCGGAGCGUUUCUGGGUGCUGGAUUGGCAGCGAUCUUUGCCAGAGCUUCGCGCGCAUGA